UUUACCUAAACACUUUCACUCACUCUUUCUCAAAAUCAGAAUUUUCAAUAACUUCUCCCUCCUCCCUAAAAAAAACUGCCGCCACACCUACAGAACACCCCUGCCGCCGGCCCCAGCCACUGCCACUGCCACUGCCACUGCCACCGCCUUCCCCAGACCCUGCCGCUUGUCCGGCUGUGUGUUCACCUGUGUCUCUGCCGCCUCACAAUUCACAAAACAAAGACUCUAAAAAUCAGAAUUUUGAUUUUUAAGUUGUGCUUCAAUUUUUUUUGAUGAUGAUGCUGCGAUCGCAUAACAAUAUUCAAUUCACCAAGCAGCCGUAUAUUGAGGAUAAUGAGCCUCGUCGAAUUGAAAGCAUAAAUUUUUCUAUGUUUUCGGCAUCAGAAAUCAGCAAAGUUUCUGAAGUUGAAAUUUUUAAAGGAGUUUAUUACGAUGUUCAAAAGAAACCUAUAGCUAAUGGUCUUUUGGACCCUAAAAUGGGGCCUCCAAACAAAAGUAGUGGUCUUUGUGCAACAUGUCAUGCGAAGUAUGAAGAUUGUCCGGGCCAUUAUGGAUGUUUGACUCUUGCACUGCCUGUUUUUAACAUUGGCUACAUUGGUGCUAUCCUAGAUGUUUUAAAGUGUAUAUGCAAGUCUUGCUCACAUAUCCUGCUACCAGAAAAAGAAUGUAAAGAGACUUUGAAGAAGAUGAGAAACCCCAAGCUUGAUUCACUGCAAAAAACUGAGCUAAGGAAAAGGAUCGUGAAGAAGUGUACCUCUAGAGCUGAAGUGCUGUGCUUGAGAUGUGGAUACUUGAAUGGAAAGGUGAAAAAGGGUAAAACUGCAUUGCAAAUUGUUCAUAAUCGUCCGAGGCAGAAUAAAAAUGAUGAAGAAAGUGGAGGCUCCACUCUUUCCUUUAUAAAUCCUCAUGAUGCAUUGUUAUUAUUUAAGCAAAUGCUGGAUCAGGAUUGCGAGCUACUCUAUCUGAAUGAUAGACCUGAAAAACUUGUAAUUACCAACUUGUGUGUUCCUCCUUUGUCCCUGCGUCCUUCUGUUUUUGUUGAUGGUGGAAUUCAAAGCAAUGAAAAUGACAUCACAGAGAGGUUAAAGAGAAUCAUACAAGCAAAUGCUUGCCUUCUUCAGGGUCUGCAAGAACCAAUUAGCUCAUUUAAAAUAUUGGAUGACUGGGAUUACCUUCAAGUUGAAGUGGCUCAAUACAUAAACAGUGAUGUACGUGUUGCUUUACAAGCCCAACAACCUACUAAGCCAUUGAGUGGAUUUGUUCAACGUUUGAAGGGGAAACAGGGACGCUUUCGUGGAAAUCUGUCUGGAAAGCGUGUUGAGUUCACUGGAAGAACUGUGAUAUCACCUGAUCCAAAUUUGAAAAUCACAGAGGUUGCAGUUCCACUGUUAAUGGCAUCUAUCUUAACCUAUCCUGAAUGUGUCAAUGAUCAUAAUAAAGAAAGGUUGAAGCAAUGUGUGCGUAAUGGGCCAAAGAAGUAUCCAGGUGCAAGGUUUGUUGUAGAGACCAACGGUGACAAGAAAGACUUAUCAUUUUCUAUUAGAAAACGGAUUGCUGAAGACUUGAAGAAUGGCUGCAUAGUUCAUCGUCACCUUGUUGAUGGUGAUGUUGUUCUUUUUAACAGGCAACCAAGUUUGCACCGCAUGUCUAUUAUGUGCCACAGGGCUAGAAUAAUGCCUUGGAGAACUUUGAGAUUCAAUGAAUCUGUUUGCAACCCGUACAAUGCUGAUUUUGAUGGUGAUGAGAUGAAUAUGCAUGUUCCACAGACAGAAGAGGCGCGAACAGAGGCAUUACUGUUGAUGGGGGUUCAAAACAAUCUAUGCACGCCGAAAAAUGGAGCUAUUUUGGUCGCGUCCACCCAGGAUUUCUUGACAUCUGCUUUUCUAAUUACCAGGAAGGAUACAUUUUACGAUCGUACAACAUUUUGUCUGAUGUGUUCUUACAUGGGAGACGGAAUGGACAUCAUAGAUUUGCCAGAUCCAGCAAUAGUUAAGCCUAUCCAGCUCUGGACGGGUAAACAAUUAUUUAAUGUUCUCAUACGUCCAGGUAGACAACUGAGAGUCUUCGUGAAUCUUAUGGUGAAAGAGAAGAUAUACUGCAAACCUGACGACAGGAAGACGACUUGUAGGGAGGAUACCAUGUGUCCUAAUGACGGUUUUGUUUACUUCCGUAAUAGUGAACUAAUAUCUGGUCAACUUGGAAAAGCUACCUUAGGGAAUGGCAAUAAAGUUGGGCUUUUUUCUGUUCUUGUUCGAGACUAUGAUCCACAUGCUGCUGCUAGUUGCAUGAAUAGAGUGGCAAAACUAAGUGCUAGGUGGAUUGGUAAUCAUGGGUUUACGAUUGGCAUUGAUGAUGUCCAGCCCGGUAAACUCUUGAAUGAAGAGAAACAGUUCAGAAUAAAUGAAGGUUAUAGAGCAUGUGAUGGGUUAAUAAAAUCCUUCAACGAAGGGAAGUUGACUCUCAUGCCAGGAUGUGAUGCAGCCCAAACUUUGGAAGCUAAAAUUACACAACAGUUAAAUGAAAUUCGUGAAAUAGCUGGAAAGGUUUGCAUGAAAGAGCUUCACUGGAGGAACGGCCCAUUAAUAAUGUCACAAUGUGGUUCGAAAGGUUCCCCAAUCAAUAUCAGUCAAAUGGUUGCGUGUGUUGGUCAACAAGCAGUAGGAGGGCGUAGAGCACCAGAUGGCUUCAAUGAUCGUAGUCUACCACAUUUUCCUAUAAAAUCUAAGACUCCAUCAGCUAAAGGAUUUGUUGCUAAUUCAUUCUAUAGCGGCUUAACAGCUUCGGAGUUCUUUUUCCAUACCAUGGGAGGGCGAGAAGGCCUUGUGGAUACAGCUGUGAAAACGGCCGACACCGGUUAUAUGUCACGUCGACUGAUGAAAUGCUUGGAGGAUCUAGUUGUUCAUUAUGACAUGACUGUCAGAAACUCUAAUGGAACUGUUGUUCAGUUUUUUUAUGGAGAUGAUGGCAUGGAUCCUGCGCAAAUGGAAGGAGCAGAAGGAUUUCCCGUGGACUUUGAGAGAUUACGUUUCAAAAUUGAGGCUACUUGCCCAGCAGGGAGAGAUAUGAAACUACCUCCUUUAGAGAUACCUGAAAUUAUAAACAAGAGGUUUUCAACUUAUGGUGGUUGCUCUGAUGCCUUCAAGAAAAAGUUAUUUGAUUUUUUUGAGAAUUUAUCUAAAAGAAAAUGCUAUAUUUCUGAACAGCAGCUUCAGGUGUUUUUGGAUGCUUGCAUUUCUCGGCUUCGUUUGAAAGAAAUUGAAGCUGGAACAGCUAUUGGAGCAAUUGGAGCUCAGAGUAUUGGAGAGCCUGGAACGCAAAUGACUCUGAAGACUUUUCACUUUGCAGGGGUUGCCAGCAUGAAUGUUACCCUUGGAGUUCCUCGUAUCAAAGAAAUCAUUAAUGCUAGCAAAAAGAUAAGUACACCAAUCAUUAUGGCCAAACUUGACGAUGAUAAUUGUAUGGAUAUUGCACAAACAAUAAAAGGUCAAAUCGAGAAGACAUUGUUGGAUCAGGUUGCAAAGAGCAUAAAGCUUGUGAUGACGUCAUUUAGAGCUUCUAUAGUUGUUAAACUCGAUAUGGUAAAAAUUAAUGGUUCACGGUUGUGUAUAAAUGCUUAUACUGUCAAGGAGAGAAUCGAAAAGUCUUUGGCCAAGCGCAAAAGUGACAAACUGAAUAUCAAAGUUCUUGAUGAUGAUAAGUUAGCUGUAAUGCCUGAUGCGGAUAAGCACGAUGCUCACUUUGUGUUACAUCAAACUAAGAACAAGCUUCCAUAUGUCGUUGUCAAGGGUAUUGAUACCAUUGAACGAGCAAUUAUUGCUGAUGAGGAAGGGAAAAAGGGAAAGCUAAACUUGAUCGUUGAAGGAACGGGGCUUAGGGACGUAAUGGGGAUCCAAGGAAUUGAUGGGCGUAAGACAGAGAGCAAUCAUAUCAUUGAGGUGCAUCAAACUCUUGGAAUAGAAGCAGCCAGGAGCUGUAUCAUCAGAGAGAUAAAAAAAGUCAUGCAAAGUCAUUCUAUGGAUGUAGACAUACGCCACAUGAUGCUACUCGCUGAUGUGAUGACAUUUAAGGGCGAGGUUUUGGCUGUUACUAGAGUCGGGAUUGCAAAGAUGAAGGAAAGUAUUCUGAUGUUGGCAUCUUUUGAAAAGACAGCUGAUCAUCUUUUUAAUGGUUCUGUGAAUGCGAGAGAGGAAAAGAUUGAAGGAGUUACUGAAUGCAUCAUCAUGGGUGUACCAAUGCAGAUCGGCACUGGUAUGAUGAAGAUAAGGCAGAGAAUUGAUUCUUUGCCUGAGUUCAAAUAUGCAUCAGAUCCAAUAUUCGCUUGAUUAGUGAAGUUGAAGGCGAUAAUGGAGCAAACAUCAUGAAUUUUGGGUUUGGUAUUCACAUAUCAAGGCAAAUGAUUUGAUAAUUGCAUUCCUUGUCAUAUUACAUCCUUAAUAUGGAUUUUUUUAUACAUUUAUUAAAUUUGUGUAGGAAUUUUUCGUCAUUCAUGGUGAUCGUAUAGCAACCGUGACCUGAUUUUUUGCGAGAACGUAUAAAAACUCAGAUACAAGGUGGUAGGAUUUGAUAGGAUGAGAGUUUUACUUGAAAAUGUGUGUUCAUACGAAUUAUAAUAACGUCAAGAUUUUGUAGAAGUGGAAUCACAAUUUGCGUGAAUGAAUAUAUUAUUUUAUUGAAUAAUAAA
Molecule: messenger RNA, 4681 nt
Organism: Amaranthus tricolor (Joseph's coat)
Lineage: Eukaryota; Viridiplantae; Streptophyta; Magnoliopsida; Caryophyllales; Amaranthaceae
Product: DNA-directed RNA polymerase III subunit 1
Exons: 28
Coding region: 273-4322 (1349 amino acids)
Biological process (GO): DNA-templated transcription
Molecular function (GO): DNA-directed RNA polymerase activity; DNA binding
Source: RefSeq, a predicted model, not a curated record